This is a messenger RNA of Maylandia zebra (zebra mbuna), 3481 nucleotides long. RefSeq lists its product as uncharacterized. The record is from RefSeq and is a predicted model, not a curated record. Lineage: Eukaryota; Metazoa; Chordata; Actinopteri; Cichliformes; Cichlidae.
AACCACAAAGGUUCCAUCUGCUGCACUGUCCAUACCACCGUCCAGUACAACUGCAGAACCUCAGGCAUCAUCAGCCGAUGGUGCAGCCUCAAGUGUGAAGAGGAAGUCACCUGCGCCCCUCCCACAGGAGCUGGCAUUUCUACUUAAGGAGACCACAGGACCGAGUACAGAUGCUGCUUCCACAUCUGUGUGCAAAGUGCUGACUUUUGAAGACAGCAGUGAAGAUGAUCCUUCAGCUCAGCCAGCUGUUCCAGUUCCAGUGGCUGGUUAUGAGUAUGACCUCAGCAGCUGGAAUUGUUCUACUCACCAGCAGCUGUGGAUGAAGACUGAGCUUCAGGACCUUGGACUGUGGCCUGGGUCUCGACCAGUGCGUCACACAGGGAACGCGACUUCACUCUGGCGUCUCCCUCCACAGCCUGAGCUCAUAGAUACAGUGGCUGACCUACCAUCGCCAAAUUUCUUCCAGCUCCACCCCUUCUUCAGCCUUCUUCUCCAACCUGAGAGUGUUAGUGCUAUCAUGGUCAGGUUAAGAAACAAUUAUAUCUUGCCAUGUCUCCAUGAUUGCUUUGGUUCACAAGUGGUCUCUGCUGGUGUGGGCAGGCCACGAGUAAUUGUUGGCACCAGUGGUCAGUAUUACAUCCUGUCCUCACGACUCUGCUGCAGGGCUUGUCGCAGGAACUGGUUUGCUGACAAUCCACGAUGGCUGGAGAAACUGCCCAAAAGGUUUACCAACCUUCUCCCUGCUUUUCUUACAUAUAAAAAGGCCAUCUGCAAGUCUGUUAUGUAUAAGCUCAGGAGGACUGGGAAAUCUCCAGCAGAUAUUGCAAAACAAUUAAAUGAACUCAUGCACCUCAAGUACGAGCGAGCUCACCUGGCGUACCUCCAUGCCACAGAAUCGGUCUGGGAUUCUGAGGCAGGAGCCCAUGGACAGAGGACCAUUGGGAAGUUCCUGAGGAAGGAAAAUAAGCCACAGGAGUUCAGGUCUUAUGAAGACCCACAUGCCUGGUGUGGUGUUUCUGUGUCCAGCCAUUACCUGACUGACUGCCUGCUCGACGAAUUCCGACGUCAACAUCCAGUCAUAUCCAAACUCAUCCAGGCCACAUCUUCAGGUCUGACCACACCAGGAAGGUGGCACGAAAAGUCACGCUGGCAUCUGGGGUCAUGUCCAGUUAUUACAUAAUGAAUGAAAACUGGCUGAGUGUUUCGUGGGUCAUGGUUCAGUCUGAGACAGAAAGGUCUCAGACUGAACCAUGUACCAGGGAAUGGCCAAAAGGUACAGUGAUGCAGGAGUGGAAAAGGCCGGCUACCACUGGUACCAGUGGACCCGUUCCACUGCCUGAGGCGAGUGGAGUGAACCUCUGAGCAUCAUCCUCUGUUCAGCACUUUCUGCCAGCUUCUCUCUGCUGCAUUCUCAGUGGUUGAUCAGGCGGACCUGAAGAGGCUCCAGGAUGCUUAUAAGUUUUGUGGCAUCCAUCCUGCUAAUCCCACAAAGCAACACAUAUGGGAGCACUGCAGGAUCCAAAUACCACAACCCACUGAGCUGCUGAACAGAGCGGAAAAGAUCCUGAAUCAUUUUCACCUGGCCACAGACCCCAACAAUGUCCCACUCUUCAAGCCAUCCAUGCUGAAGACGUGGUGCAUUCAGAGAGUCCACAUUCUGCGUGGCUGCCUCAGUGACCCUGAACUCUCAGAGGGUGUAAUGUUUAGGUACGGUGGGACUCUUCAGCUUAACCAUGUCCCUGGUGAAGGUGCCAAGGUCCCCAUCUGGAUUCCUGUCCGAGGCACUUCACAGCAGGAGGGUUAUCAUUUCCACCAGGCCCAGUGGAUUACCGGGACUCAUGUAUCCAAUGAACUAUUCCAAGUCCAGGGCAUGACAGGGGUGGCACGAUGGAACUACCAAAGACUGGUGGACCUUAAGCAUCCAGGUGUCAUUCUCCCUUCUGUUUUUGAUCCAGCUCUAGUGGUGGAGUUGAAUGCAGCCUCCAGAAGAGUGACUGAUCAGGAGAAGUACCCUGCACUUCACCUCUCUGACAGAGACACUGGAGAGCGAUUUGGGCUUGAACACAGAGAGCCAGGCUGCCGUCCAGUCCCUCUGAACUGGGACAAACACAAAACCCUGAGAAAAGAUGAACCGGCUGCCCUUCAGCCCCCAUCCUCUGUUCCAAAACCUGUGGCUGCCCAACUUCAGGUUCCAGCAGCAGGACCCUCCUCCAGCCUGGCACCGCUAGGUGUGGCAUCCCCCACACCAGCACCACCUGUCACCCACCCUUUCUCUGGUGCACUUUUAAAGCAGGAGUUAGCAUCAGAAGACACCCAGCAACCUACAACAGUCAUGGAAAUCUCUGAAGCUCUACCUCUGCCGAUGCGGGCCUCACCAAGGAGUGCUCGCACUGGACCUAUAAAGACAGGUGGACGGGUUUUUGUGCUGGACCACACAUGCUGGACACGACCCAUGAAAGAGGCAAUAGAUGAUCUGUUGCAAAAGUACCAUGGGAAGAAGGACAUCCUGAAGCUUGUGGAUCAAGAUUAUGCAGACAUGGUCCAUCACUCGGCUACAGAUCCCAACAGCCUGCUGCGUCCCACAUCCAAGGUGCACAUAUCCUGGUAGUUGAAGCACUUGGCUAAGCUUCUCAACACCAGUUCAUCUUUGAACAUAAGCCCAGAAAAACUACUGGAGACUCAGCAGCUGUGGCACUCUUUAACUGAAGGCAGUGAAACAACUAGUGUCCCUGUAAUCACCAUAGAGCCUGCCGCGUUUAACCCACCUCCUCCUGCCCCGUCUACACCACUGACACAAGUCUCAACAGAGAAGAUUGUGGACGGCAUCUUAGAAAGGCAACAGCAGCAGCAGCCACAGCAGCAGCCUGAGGGGAAAAAGGGCAGACAAAGACUUGUCUUGCCUGUGGACAGCCCAAGUCUCAAUGUGAGACAGAUGGAUCCACCGUCGAUUAUUUUUACCAGAGAGGGCCUGUGCGCUAUUUCUACAGUUCCCACAAGGUGCAUCAAACUUAUGCUGCUGAGGGAAUCACUAACCCUAAAAUGACCUUUGAGGAAUUUGCCCAGACAGACUUUUUCCAAAGGGAACUGGAUGCUACCAGGAAGAGGUCAGAGGAAAGGAUGGAGGAAAAGAGGAAAAGGCCAGAAACCCAACUAACAGGCCGCCUCUGCAGGUUCUGCCACAUGAACCUGAAACAGGGCCCAAAUAGCCCACAUGUUCGCACGGGCUUCCCUGGAGUGGCAGGGAAAUAUAUCUACUGCCCUUCAAAAGUGCACUCUCUGCCCGGGCACAAGGGCUUGGCCAAGGGGAUGACCUGGAAGGAGUUUCAGGAGUCUCCUUUUUAUGAGGCAGAGAGACAAAGAUGGGUGGAAGAAAAGAGGAAAUAGGGGAGAAACUGUUGAUAUUGUACAUAAUAUAGUUUUGUUCUAGUUUUGUAAUGUUUAUUUUGUUUAUAUAAAUAAAAACUGAUUGUAAAUAUAAAAA